This is a messenger RNA of Stylonychia lemnae, 495 nucleotides long. The record is from the annotation of a GenBank genome assembly. NCBI's taxonomy places the organism in Eukaryota, Ciliophora, Spirotrichea, Sporadotrichida, Oxytrichidae.
AUGCCUCCCAAGCCAGAUGACCAAGAAAAGAAAUUCGUUUACCUCAAAGUCGUUGGAGGUGAAGUCACCAGUGCUGCCGCCCUUGCCCCCAAGUGCGGUCCCCUCGGUAUGCCACCCAAGAAAGUAGGUGAAGACAUCUAAAAGGCUACCGCUGACUGGAGAGGAAUCAAAAUCCAGAUCGAAAUGAUGGUCCAAAACAGAUAAUGCUUCAUUACAGUCUUGCCAACAGCUGCUCCACUCCUCAUCAAGGCCCUUAAGGAAGGUCCAAGAGACAGAAAGAAGGUAAAGAACGUCAAGCACAACGGAAACCUCAAGAUGGACGAUAUUAUUGAAAUCGCAAAGAAACUCAGAGCCAAGUCAAUGGCCAUCGAAUUCGCUGGUACUGUGAAAGAAGUUCUUGGAACUGCUGUCUCUCUCGGUUGCACUAUCGAAGGAAAGAGCCCAAAGGAGUACACCCAACUUAUCGACUCAGGUGAAUAUGAGGUCCACGAAUGA